AUGUCCGUGUCCGCAGAGGAGGUUGCCAAGCACAACAAGGACGGUGAUGACAGCGACUGCUGGGUGAUCGUUGGCGAUCAGGUGUUGGACGUGACCGCCUUUCUCUCCGACCAUCCCGGUGGCAAGAAAUCGAUCAUGAUGUUCGCUGGCAAGGACGCCACAGAGGAGUUCGACAUGCUCCACGACCGCAAGGUCAUCAAGAAGUAUGGCCUUGACGAGGCAUUGGUUGGACCUCUUCGCUUUGGAGCCACCGAUUGCAAUGAACAUGUGAUCCAUCCACAUCAGCGUCAGCCAUCGUUGCAGAGACCGUGUCUUUGGUCGUCGAGCUCUCUCGCCCUCUUCCCUUCCGCGCCGUCGCUGCAUUUCGCCAUGUCCGUGUCCGCAGAGGAGGUUGCCAAGCACAACAAGGACAGCGACUGCUGGGUGAUCGUUGGCGAUCAGGUGUUGGACGUGACCGCCUUUCUCUCCGAACAUCCCGGUGGCAAGAAAUCGAUCAUGAUGUUCGCUGGCAAGGACGCCACAGAGGAGUUCGACAUGCUCCACGACCGCAAGGUCAUCAAGAAGUAUGGCCUUGACGAGGGCACCGUCGUGCUGAAGGGCACGAUCAAGAAGUGA
Molecule: messenger RNA, 615 nt
Organism: Symbiodinium sp. CCMP2592
Lineage: Eukaryota; Dinophyceae; Suessiales; Symbiodiniaceae
Source: the annotation of a GenBank genome assembly